Messenger RNA from Closterium sp. NIES-67, 2005 nucleotides. NCBI's taxonomy places the organism in Eukaryota, Viridiplantae, Streptophyta, Zygnematophyceae, Desmidiales, Closteriaceae. The record is from the annotation of a GenBank genome assembly.
AUCCCUCUCUGUUGACUAGUACUUGCUUUUCAGUGUGUUGACUGAAACUGCCGCUAGUGUGUUUUGAACAAGACACACACACAUAAGAAGGGAUUCGUGCUUGUCGAGAUGAGAUGUAGGAGCAUUCAGCGUGAGGAGGAAGAAUACCUCGAACGAGACGUGACGUGAGCCAUUGCGCGUUUACAAACGAAGGUUUUCUCCGUCGCGUCACAUCGUUCUUGGUUCCUCGGAAAAGCACUAGCACAAUCAUCAGUGAGAGUGACCAAAUUUAGAGACUUCCUUAGUAGGCCAAAUUAUUCCCCUGAAGUUCGUCCGCAGUUGCCGCGCGUUUACAGCAGAGGCCUCGUACAUUACUACCACCCAAGAGAUUUUUUUCCAGAAUGGGUUCAGAAGCGAACGCCUCUCCAGUCUCAACUCCCGCAUGCUGUCCCAUCCAAAGCGACAUAUCUAUCAGAUCAAGACUUUCGGCAAAGCAGCACGACGACUGUCAGUGCGUGAGUUGCUCUUGGCAGAAAUCGGCAAGGUCGCGUGACGGACUCCGCAUCGCUCUGCUGUCGCUCUUCAUCGUCGUGCUGCUGAUCCUGGUCCUAUGCUGGCAUCAAUCGACACCAUCGGCCUUUAAAGCCGAGGAUCUGCGUGGAAACCGGAAGAUGCAAGGGAUGCCGUUCUCUAUGGUUUCAUAUGCCGAGCCAUCAAGCACAGAAAAAAACGUGAGCGGAGAAACCCUUUCAACGCCUUCAGGGUUCAGCUCGACGAAUCCCUUGCUGGUUUCCCGGCUUCUGGUGAACAUACGAGGGCAUUCAUUGGGUCGAUUGAAAACGUUGCUGCUGGGAAAUUCUUAUCGGGCCAACAAAUAUUUCAGCAUCGACUAAGCCGUGGUAGUUCAGUCAUCGGACAGAAGCAUACACCAGAGUAACCAAGUUAGUGGGAGUUCGCCUCCCCGCAGUAGUGGUGCGGAACAGCUUUGCUGGUUCUGAGUGGAUGGCCUAGUCUUCAUGAGAUUCUGGAGACCGGUUACCAAAAGUUUGUCUUCGCAUCGACCCCACGAGGCGGUUGAUCCAGCCCAACGACCAUUGCCACGUUUCGCAAGCCCAAGCGAAGCCCGUUACAGCGCCUCAUCUCCUUCGUCAAUCUGCUCUCAUGGGCUCUCCAACCUCGAGGGGAUACAACUGCAAAUUGUAGGACUGACUGCGAAUUCUCAACCCACCAGUGAUCAAGUUAUCUCAACGUUCUCAACCAAGACAUUCUCGAGACGUUCUCGAUGUCUUCUCAGCAGGCAUCGAGGCGUCUCGCCUCGACAUGUGCGCGCGUAAUAUCUAGGAUGAAUGUGUCCUCGAGGUUAUCUGUACCGUUGGAUUGGACUGUGGGAUUCGUGUCUGAUAGAAAUGUCCCUUCAACCUUGAGAGCUCAGGAACGGAGGAAACGCAAGCAUGCACACGAGAGCAAGCACAGAAAGCUAGGAAUGGAGAAAUGCAUCAUACCAAUCAGCCGAGUGCGUGCAAUGCUGAUUUUUCGUCGGUAACACCAUCUCGCUCUUUGCGGAUAGCUCCCGACUUCCAUUUUUUCGCUUCAUUCCAUGGCGAAGCGGGCGAGGUCACAAGAACGCCGAUCGUUCUUGCCUCAUCAUGUAUGGGAAACCCUUUGCACGCAAUAUUUUCCUCCGUCAGACGUGAUCGCUUUUUCUCUCGUGUGCAAGGAUUUCAAGGAGAUCGCCUACAAUCAGAGUGUUUGGCGAGAAAAAUGCUGAAGCACUUUCCCUCACUGAAGUCAGUCGAGCUCAAGAGCGAUGUCGACUACUGACGGCUUUUCAUGGCAUGCUGUGCUAGAUUCAGUGUGUGCAGUAUGCUUGAUUCCUUCCUCCGUGUGGAAACGUCAGUGAUACUCCUGGAUAUCAGCUGCAAGGGGAGCAAUGUGCUCUCCAUCGUUCAUCCACUUGAGAAGUGCAGGAGCCAGGAAAGAUAUGUUAGAAAGAGAGAAUGACUAGAAUAGGAGGAUACAGGGCAAU